AUGAAACAUCCGUUCGAGUUUGUCUGUACAUCUAUCUGUCUAUCUAUCUAUCUCACUCUAUUCAUAUCUAUCUAUCUAUCUAUCUAUCUAUCUCACUCUAUUCAUAUCUAUCUCACUCUAUUCAUAUCUUUCUAUCUAUCUCAUUCCAUUCAUGUGUACUUAUCUAUUUAUCUGUCUCAUUCUAUUAAUAUCUAUCUAUCUAUCUAUCUAUCUAUCUAUCUAUCUAUCUAUCUAUCUAUCUUACUCUAUUCAUAUCUAUCUAUCUAUCUAUCUAUCUCACUCUAUUCAUAUCUAUCUCACUCUAUUCAUAUCUAUCUAUCUAUCUAUCUAUCUCACUCUAUUCAUAUCUAUCUCACUCUAUUCAUAUCUUUCUAUCUCAUUCCAUUCAUGUGUACUUAUCUAUUUAUCUGUCUCAUUCUAUUAAUAUCUAUCUAUCUAUUUCACUCUAUUCAUAUCUAUCUAUCUAUCUAUCUAUCUAUCUCAUUCCAUUCAUGUGUACUUAUCUAUUUAUCUGUCUCAUUUUAUUCAUAUCUAUCUAUCUAUCUAUCUAUCUAUCUAUCUAUCUAUCUAUCUAUCUAG
Molecule: messenger RNA, 579 nt
Organism: Acanthosepion pharaonis
Lineage: Eukaryota; Metazoa; Mollusca; Cephalopoda; Sepiida; Sepiidae
Source: the annotation of a GenBank genome assembly